CGCGGCCGGAAGUUGCCGUUGGGAAGGCGCUCCGCGCCGGCCGCGUCCCUGCUGGCGGCACCUGGAAACGGCGCGGCGCUUCCCGGCGCUUCCCGGCUGCCCGGAGCGGCCUCGGGGUGCUGCUGCUGGAGCUCUGUUCUGACCUUGUUCCCUCAGCCCUUCCUGCCAGAUUUUAAUGUUUUUAUGAUACGGGAGAAUCAUCUUGGAAGCUUGCUAAGUAAAUGUAUAUAUAGUCAACGAUUCAUUCUCCAGAGUUUAUAGUUUAUGCAGCUUAAAAAGCUGCCUGUUGGCCAUCAUGAGUUCAUCCUCUCCAGUCAGCUGCACCGUUACAGAAGCUAGAAGCUUACAUAAUGAGGAAUGCGAGUUACUACAGAAGAGCAAUGAAUUGGAAUUGGAUGCUGUUUUAUGUCUGAGAUGGAAACUUCUUCAAGCUAAAAAAGAAAAUUUAGACUUAACUAUUCAACAUAAUCAAGAAGUGUCCAACUAUGAAAAACAGAUAAUCAAAUUACGGUCAGAAAUUGAGAGAGGAGAGGCUGUUCGACAAGGUCUGGAGUAUGAGUUGGCAGUUGCCAGAAAAGGUGCCCAUCUGAAAAUGUGUACUGCAGAAGAAGAAUUAAGUGAUGCAAGGAACAAACUUGUGGAACUGCAAGUAUUCAAUGAAAACCUUCAACAGAAAGUGGCAGAGACUGAGAAAACAUUUCAUAAUGCUCAACAGAAGUGGGAAGAAGAACAGCAAAGACUGGCAAGGGCGAAGGAUGAUAUCAGCAGAAUUUAUAACGAUGAAUAUAUAUUCCUUCUUAAGGAAAGAAAUGAAGUAGAAACGAUUUUACUGGAGCUGAAUAAUGAACUGCAAAAUACACGCAAGAAAUUGAGAGAUGUGGAGGUGGAACACGGUGGCUGUAAUGAGAUGCUGAGAUCUCAGGCCAAUGAACUUAAAUGCAGCACUGAACGAGAGAAGAAACUUAAAAAGGAACUUGAAGCAGCUGCAGCGAGAACAAAGAAACUGGAAGAUAACAUUGAAGCAGAGAGAGCAGCACAUGUAGCAUCCAAUUUAACUUCGGAGAUCAUCCAGUUAAGAAUUCGUGAACUUGAAGAAGCUGUGCAUGUGGAAAAGGACAGACGAGAAGAAGCUCUUUCAGAUCUAGAAAUGAUCAAGAAAGAGUUCAAAGGGUUAGAAGAUGCAUAUGAGAGAGAAAAACACAAUGCCCAAGAGAACUUGGAAAAACUCAAUGUAUUAGAAAGAGAGUGUUUCUCCUCAAACAAUCAAAUGAAAGAAGUGAUUGAGGAAAAGAAGAAGGUAAUUAUAGACCUCUCUGCAAGACUAGGGAGUGCUGAAAAAGGCUGCAGAGACUUACAGAGUGAACUUGAAAUGGCCAAGAAACACCAGGUCUUUCUAACAGAGACGUAUGAAAACAACAUGAGAGAGCUGGAGUUACUCUUGGACAGCUUUGCUAUGUCAGGCCAGCGGACAGCAGGCACUUGUGAGGACAAAGAUAAACCUCUGAGCUGCUCUGUCAUUGAGACUUUGAGGUGUACCUUGACAGCUUACCAGAACAAGCUGGAAGAUACGUCUAAUGAGCUUGAGAAAACAAAGGCUUUGUGUAAAAAGAUGACAAAAGAACUUAAUGUAUCUGAGGAGAAAAUGCGUGCUUUAAGACAAGACCUUAAGGAAGCUCAGGAUAUCAUGGCUGAUGCCAAUAAAGAGUUAAACCAUCUGCGUGCUAAGUGUGCAGACAGAGAGACUUUAAUAGAAACUUUAAAAAUGCAACUACAGGAUGUACAGCAAUGCUGGGAGAAAGAGCAAGUACGUGCCACAGAAUCUGAAAAUGAAAUCCAGAAGCUUACCAGGGCUUACCAGAAGGAUAUGGAGGAGAAACUAACCUUCCUUCAUAGCUUAUACCAGCAUUUGAUAGCAGGCUGUGUGCUUAUAAAACAACAAGAAGGCAUGCUAGAUAGAUUCUCUUGGCCUGAGCUUUGUGUAGUCUUGCAGGAGAAUGUUGAUGCCCUGAUCUCAGACCUCAACAGGGCUAAUGAGAAGAUAUCUCACCUGGAAUAUGUUUGUAGAAACAAGUCCAAUACUAUGAAGGAGCUUCAGCAGAGCCAGGAAGAUGCUUUUAACAAAAUGGCUGAACAGAUGAAAGCAGAGGCAUGCUGUUGGCAGAAUGAAAAAAAGUAUCUGGAACAGCAGUACUCAGGUCUCCUUGGGGAAGUUCAUGCAAGGGCACAGGAAUACCAAAAAGCAGCAGAGAAAAAUAAGAAAAAAAUUUAUAUCCUUGAAAAAAGUCAAGAGAAAUUGGCUCUUGAAAGCAUUUCUGUGAAAAAGAUGUUAACACAGUUUCAGAAGGAGCAUUCCUCUCUCCUGGCAGCCUGUGCACUAUUGGCAGGUGCCCUGUAUCCUCUAUAUGGCCGACUGUGUGCUAUGUGUUUCCAAAGAGACCUUUUCCAGCAUCAGGUGAACAUUUAUGAGUUAGUGAACCAGAAGAUUAGGACUCUUGUUCAUGCUCUCUCUGAUGAUAAGGAAAACAAUCAAGAUGAAGCAAAACUUAAGAAAAGAAAAUCCCAAGGCCUGAUUUAUGUAUUCCGAAGAGCUGUGAUUGCAGUUUUGGCAGCCAACAGACUUAAAGUUUUAGCACAGUCUUCUAGUUCUCUCUUCACCUGGACAAAUGGCAUAAAGGAAGGCAUUGGAAUUCCAGUCUGUGUAGGAGAAUCCAAAGGCAAACAUAAUCUGUCAAGUUGUGAAGAGGAAGAGCUCUACUGUGUGGAAGCACUCAAUUGGUUUGCUAGUUCCAACCUCCUUGCUGCAAUAAUCAGUUCAGUCACUGAAUUGCAGGAUGUUGUUAACAAAACAGGUACAAAGUCCUGGCUUUCUGGAAAGUUACUUUUAAGUGCAGCCAGGAAUUCAUUUUCGAAACUUAUGGACAAGCUAAAUGUUGUAAUGGAGAUGGUUCCAUUAGACCACAGCAAGUACAUUGCCUACCUGGAGGAAGACUCCUUGGUACAGAGCCUGGCUCGUGGACUUAAUAAAAUAAAUACCCAGGCCCUGGAAGCUGGAUUGUGUGACAGAGUAUCCAGUCUGAAGAACAUAGAAUCCUUGCAGAAGCAAAUAUUUGAAUUUACACAAAGACUUCAUACAGCAGAAGUGGAACGCCGCUCACUGCGCCUACAACUUGCAGAAUUCAAAUCGAAUUUCAGUGAGAUGAAAAAAGAAGCAGACAAAGCCCAGAGCCUUCAAGAGCAAUUAAAUAUGCAUAAGCAAAAAUUAACCACCCUUGAGAGAUUUGAAGGUGUAUGUCAAGAAUUAAAUAAUGCAUUACAUCGGGAGCAUCAGGCACAAUUGCUUUUGAAUGAACAAGCACAACAACUACAGGAGUUAAAUAAUAAACUAGAAUUGCAAUCCAGUGAAGAAGCAGAUAAAACCCAAGUCUUAAGUGAAUCUGUAAAGGUACGUCAUGCAGGAUGUGGCUGGCCUGAUAUUCAAAUAAAAUAUUCAUGCACUAAAUAACAUUUGGGGCUCUGUGAAAACACACAUACCUUGCAUGUAUGGUUUGGUCAGAACUCUUCUGAAGGGGAAUGCAGUAUCUGAAUAUAAACUCUAUAAAGUGAUAAAUCUUGUGAAGCCCAUAUUAAUGUUAGUGUCAUGCUAAAAAAAAAAAGAGAUUUGUCUAAUUAAGUAAUUAAAGAAAAUCAAAAACUCUUUAUGAAGAAAGAUGAAACCUUUGUGUGGCACUAAUUGACAUUCUUGGCAUUGCCCUAACUCCUCAAUGUGACGGCUCAUAUUAAUGCACUUUUAUCUGGUGGAAUUGUGCAGCAGCCUCUUCCAAUAAAGGGCUGCAGAACAACCUGCAGCAGUAAAAAAACUUAGCUGGUGUCACCAAUGUAUUGAGGUUAUGGACAGUAUAUUUUGAAGUUCUAUUUAGAAAUUUCAUUGAAACUGUUCUGAAGACUCCUAGUACUCCCAUUUUUUGAACAGGUGUCUGGAGAGAAGACAGAGACAGGGUACCAUAAUAUUUGUUUCUCAAAUUUAGUUCUGAAGCAGAAUGCUGACUGAGAUGACUUUUGUCUGUGGUAAGAUGCCCCUUAACUUCAGAUUGUAUUCCUUGUUAAAUAAACAAUGGAAAUUAAAUUGUGGUUAUUUACUUUGUAAAUAAAUUGUUGUCAUUGUUAAUAUUUUAUUGUUGUUAUUUCUUCUAUUUCCCGAAUUGUUUUAACUGACUGUUACCAUUCAGAAAUAUUUUGAGCAAAUUUCUGAUACAAAUCUAAUGGUAGAGUAUUUCUUGAGAACUUAAAAUAGUCUGUUCCAGGGCUUAGAAAUAUCACUGGUAUUGCAAGAUCAUUGAGGCCAGUAGGACAUGAUCAGAGAGAGAUGGUUUGAGGCUACAAUGAAGUGCAAGAAAUUGCUGCAGUAUGUUGUGUCCUCAUAGAUACUGAACUAAAUAUUUUUAUGAAUGUAUAUAUGAUAGAUUAUCACUUUUAAAAUGAAGAUGAAGUCUAAGUGGUAGUUGUGUUUUUGUCUUGCAUAGUGCGUGCUAAUGUGCACAAGUAGAUAAUGUGUAGCAAAAUUAACAGCAUUGAAGAAAACAGUGCUACAGAACAGCAUCAGAUUUCACUUGGAAUAUUAGUGCCUCAUUUACAGGUACAUGACAAUUAUGAAAAGUCAUAUUUUGUAAUGGAAUCCAAGUAUAAACCAUCUUUUUGAAAUCUUGGAACUGUACCAGCUAUAAGGCUGAGAGUCUCCUAGGGUAAAAAGUGUAACAGUGAAAACCCCCAAGAUUACUCCUUUUUUGGUGUCUCUUAAGUAUCUGAUUUAAAGGCAUGACACUGCCAAAACACAGAAAAUCUACUACAUAUGCAGGGCUGUGUCUUUUCUACUCUGUGACUGCAAAGGGCUAAAUGUUGUGGUGGGAAAGAAAUUUACAUUUCUAAGGAGAAAAAAGAAGCAUCAGUCCUGAGGUAGUGUGUCAGAAAUUGAAUAAGGAGUGAAUGAUCAUGUACUCAUUCCACCAUGCAUGUGAUUCCAAAAAUUCUCACUUCAAGGAUUAUUCUUAAAACUCAUUGUGAUAAAGCCUGAGGUUUUAUAAAAUUGUAUUUGUUCUAUUUAGUGGUAUAAUCCCUCUCUGCAGUAAUACCAACAUAAUUCACUUAGUUUAAAACAUGAUUAAAAUUUCUAAAUUAUAAUGUGCAUAUAUUUUAUAAUGUACUUUAUCACUUUCCGAAACACAGUUUAAAAGUAGGCCUCAAUUAUUCUCUGUUUGGAUUAGUGUAUAUCUGAAAGACCCGGUGCAUCUUCUUAUUCAAAAGGGUCUCCCUCAACAGUCCAUGAGGAUCUAGGCUAUGUGUGGGCAGUUUAUAUUUUGUAAUCACUUUAAAAGUUUUGUUUAGUUUUACUUUGAAGCUGAAUGAGCAUAUCAUCUGUCCUCUGGAAGAGAUUUUGUGUGAAAUUAAUCAGAAGAAGCUACUGUGUUUAAAUUACUGUGUUUAAAGCCUUUUAAUUCACAAUAACUUUAAAACAUAACUCAGUGACUUCACAAAGCAUAUUCAGUCAUAUUUUGGUAAACAUCUUGAGCUACUGCAGUUGAAAAAUAGAUUCCUUUCUUAUUGAUCAGAAUCGAUUUUCUAUUGAGAAAGGUUUGCACUAUAGCAAAGAGAUAUUAAAGGUAGCCGUAAAUCUUUGAGGCACUGUAAUCCAGCCUGAAUCACUGCAGGUGAGAUGUUUGAGGUACCUAAGCUUACUUGGAUGUCUAAGGGCUAUGUUUCUGUCAAUAAAUGAACUGUUUCACAUACGUAGAUAAUGAAUAUCAUUUGUUUUCAUGACAUGAGUGCCUCAAAUUUCAAGUGACUUUUGUAAGAAAAAUCUCAUGCAAAAUGUAAAUGUGUGCAUUUUCCCUACCCCAUCUAUUGAAUGACUCUUAAAUAAAAUUUCAUUUAAAUGUUUCUUAAUAUGCAAGCUCUAGAUCUUGUACUGUAGCCAUGUAUCACAACUGUUUUUAGAGCUACAUGUACUGUCAUUUAACUCAUAAUAAUCUUUAGAUGUUUACUUGACAUUUUUGGUAUUGAUUUGAAUAAAUCAUAGUUUGCACUCCAGUAUUAUGAGGGUUUUCCAUAUAAAACAAUCAUAAGCAAUUGUAUUUGACAUUGUGUUAGGAAUGUGGAAAUACGCCUACAAGUAUCUUAUCAUUCACCAGUAUUUUCUUGGUUUUUUAUUAAAAUGAUUGUGCUGGUUGAUAUUUGUUUUGCUUAGUAGACCCACUCAUGCUCUGUGACCUCAUUACACAAGGCUGUAACAAAGACAUGAAGAGCAUUUUGCAACUUGUUAGAUACACUGAGAUCUAUAAACUAUUCUUAACUGCUUCCAUGCUAUAUCAUAUACUUCAGAGAAAAAGUCAUAAGGUAUGUUCUUUCUCUCAAUGCCAGCAUAUUAAAAGAUUGCUGCUGUCAGGAUGAAGGUCCCAUAGCAAAGAGGUUGAAAAAAAUCAGGUUUUUUUCUGCAAUGCAGAUAUAUCUCAUUCAAGUGUCCUUUUGAGCACUCAUAUAUUUUUUUCCUAGCAAAAUUUAAAGGGCCUAGGAAAGAAUUUGUUUUUGAAGGGAUGUCAUGGGUGGUCAGCCUCAGUUCUCCUUUGCGAGAGCAGAUCAGCCACAUGGAGUUCAUUUUAAACUGUUUCAAGACACUACUGCAGACAUUGUGAAACACACAGUGAAUCCAGAAAUAGUGUCUUGAUAGUUUCUACUUGAGAAGUGUCAGUCCGUCUUAUUUCUUGACAUAGGUCUCAAUGUACUUCUUAGAUGUGUUUGAUUUUUUUUUAAGUAUUGAUGAGAAGCCUCAUUUUUUUUUUCACAGAACCCUUUUUCCCUAAGAUUUUUAAUCUGCUGUCCUGAUAGAAGAAGUAUAAUUUUUAUUUCUUUUUGUUAAAUAAAGAUUCUUUUAAAAAAACAUCCUGUGGAAUUUCAGCUGUACCGUUUGAGCUGAUGUACUUGGUUUGCAUUACAGUGGUGCACACUAAAAAUAUGGUAAACAUUAAAUAUUAAUGUAGCUUGUUGUACCUGUUGGAUUUGAACCAAUUGAAACUGCAGAUUUCUCUGCUACUUGUAGACUUCUGAUGGAGCACUCAGAGAUCAUGUUUGCCAACAAGGAUAAUGGGAUAUGUGUUUAAACUGGGGAAGGAAUGGAUGCUGGCUUACAUUUCUAUACUCUUUUGCAUUGUGAAAUCUUAUUAGUUGUGGGUGUAGGACAGUUUUCAGAAUGUAUUUUUAAAAUGCAAUAUUUGGCAUCUAAAUAGAGACUAUACAUAUAAAACUUCAUCUGAAAGAGAAAAUCUUCAAUUUCACAAAUUAGUUCAUUAUACACAUACAGCAGUGUAUUUGCAUAUUUUGUACUGCUGUGUUGUGUCUAUGCAAUUUAAAUCUAAUUUACUAAGCAGUUUGAUCUAGCUUUAGUUGAUCUUGGAAAAUACAGUCUCAGUAUAAAUGUGUCACAUAUGCUUUGCAUGAAUUUAAACUGUGACUGUCGUUGUUCAUCAAAAAUGAUUGUCCAUCUGUUAUCUUUUGAAUAGCAUCCUCUUUAUGUGUAAAGAAUGAAAAUAUUAAACUUGGAUUUCUUUUUGUAAUAGUUUUGAAUAAAAACUCUUUUUAUAAUAGGGUUUUGAAUAAAAAGAUUCCUCACUGCAAAAGCCUGUGGAAGGACCAAACCAACAGACAGCCAAUGAGAUUUUUCCUCUGUGCUAUCAGUUGCUUGCUGUUCUCUCCAACAAAUGUUUUUUCAUGCUUAAUUUGUGAGGGGAAAAAAGGUCUAAAUCUAAAUGCCUCUCAAGGAAACUCCUUCUGAAGAUUCUGAUGAAAACAACUGAUGAAAUCAUGAAAAUGAAAAUCAUGAAAACAUGAGACUUUGGACUGGAGAGGAAGGAGCGUAGUGAUGUCUGAAUUAGCACCCAAAUGCCUAAAAAUCUGAGAAAGAUAGAUAACUGGCAUUUUAUAGAAUGUUAAUAAAGUGGAGUUUAGCUUCUAAGUUGUUUCAGAAUCACUUGUAUUUGAAAGUGAAAGCUCAGCAUCUUCACAGAACUAUGUGCAAACAUACUAGGUUUUUAAAACCUUCAUUCUUCUUAUCAUAGUUAGCCUCAACUUUCUAACGGUUGUAAUUGUCCACAGAAAACAUUUCAAGAUAAAUGCAUUAUCAGGUUUUGAAAUUUUCUUAUUUUUGUAAAUACUAAGACCUGGGGGGCAAAAUAAGGGCUAUAUUGUGGAUUAAGUGAAAUAUCUCAAGGCUGUGCUUUUCUGAUAACUGAACCUGAAGUGACCUUUCUCAGACACAAUUACAGAGCUGUAUGUUUUUCCUUUAAUUUCAUCAGGGGUUUAAUUAGUAUACAAAUAAAACUUCCCUUAUCUUCCUUUCUACCUAA
Molecule: messenger RNA, 8390 nt
Organism: Parus major (Great Tit)
Lineage: Eukaryota; Metazoa; Chordata; Aves; Passeriformes; Paridae
Gene: CCDC171
Product: coiled-coil domain containing 171
Exons: 21
Coding region: 296-3502 (1068 amino acids)
Source: RefSeq, a predicted model, not a curated record